Lolium perenne is the source of this 1967-nucleotide messenger RNA. Its product is annotated as AT-hook motif nuclear-localized protein 17. Gene Ontology annotation, cellular component: nucleus. The record is from RefSeq and is a predicted model, not a curated record. Gene Ontology annotation, biological process: vegetative to reproductive phase transition of meristem. NCBI's taxonomy places the organism in Eukaryota, Viridiplantae, Streptophyta, Magnoliopsida, Poales, Poaceae. Gene Ontology annotation, molecular function: minor groove of adenine-thymine-rich DNA binding; DNA-binding transcription factor activity.
ACCCCGAGCGAGCGAGUUAUCACGGAGUUGGUGGGGAACCGGAGCGCAUACAGCAUACUAGACUAGAUAGCGAGAGAGUGGGAUCGAUCACAGAGAAAGCCGGACCUUAUCAGCACCUCCACCCCAUCCCUCGCCGUCCCCCCUUCUUCUCCUCUCCUCGCCUGCCUUUAAUUCGCCGCUCCCUCCCUCACCGCCACGUCCAGCCCUCUUCUUCUUCUCCAUCCCGCGCGCGCCUCCUCUCGUUCCGUACCACGGGUGGAGCUCGAUCGAGCAAGCAAGCUAGCGAAGCAAAGCGGCGUCGUCGCGGUCGGUGAAGACUGAAGAGAUCAGGCAAGCUUGUCUCUGCCGCAAAGCGCCGUCGUCCUCGUCGUCGGGGAAGCUUGUGCUCGAGGUAAUCAGGUGGCGGCCGGUGGAGCUCUAGCUCUGGAGAGAAGAAGGCGAGGAGGGGAAGGGCAACCCACCGACGGAGAAGCUGGCGGCCGGAAAGUGGUGGGAGCGGCCAGAUGAAGCGGCCAUGGCCGGGAUGGACCCUGGCGGGGGCAGCCCGGGUGGCGGCGGCUCGCGCUACUUCCACCACCUGCUCCGCCCACAGCAGCAGCAGCAGCCCUCGCCGCUCUCGCCCACCUCCCACGUCAAGAUGGAGCAGGCCAGGGACCAGCACGCCAGGAUGUCGUCGCCGGACCAGACCCCCGCGGGCGAGGCGGCAGACGCGGGCGGCAACGGCGGCGACCAGCCGUCCUCGUCGGCCAUGGUCCCGGUCGACGGCGGAGGCGGCAGCGGCGGCUCGGGUGGGCCCACUCGCCGCCCGCGCGGCCGGCCCGCGGGGUCCAAGAACAAGCCCAAGCCACCCAUCAUCGUGACGCGCGACAGCCCCAACGCGCUGCACUCGCACGUCCUCGAGGUCUCCGCGGGCGCCGACAUCGUCGACUGCGUCUCCGAGUACGCGCGCCGCCGAGGGCGCGGCGUCUGCGUGCUCAGCGGCGGUGGCGCCGUCGUCAACGUCGCGCUCCGCCAGCCGGGCGCGUCGCCCCCGGGCAGCGUCGUGGCCACGCUGCGUGGACGGUUCGAGAUACUGUCCCUCACCGGCACGGUGCUGCCCCCGCCCGCGCCCCCCGGCGCAAGCGGCCUCACCGUGUUCCUCUCGGGUGGGCAGGGCCAGGUGAUCGGCGGGAGCGUGGUGGGAUCUCUUGUCGCCGCGGGGCCAGUCGUCCUGAUGGCCGCUUCGUUCUCCAACGCCGUGUACGAGCGGCUUCCUCUCGAAGGGGAGGAGGAGGAGGUUGCGCCGCCUCCCACUGGAGCAGAAGCGCAAGAUCAGGUGGCACAGUCGGCUGGGCCGCCAGGGCAGCAGCCAGCGGCAUCACAGUCCUCUGGCGUUACCGGAGGUGAUGCCGGCGGCAUGUCGCUCUACAACCUUGCUGGCGGGAAUGUGGGGGGCUACCAGCUUCCCGGAGACAGCUUUGGAGCCUGGGGUGGCGGCGGUGGCGGAGUCAGGCCACCGUUCUGAUCCGUCUCUUGCAAUGCAAAUGUACAAUCCACACACAUGAAGACUUCACAAGAGUUUCAAAUGGUGGAGAAGCUCUUGCCAUCCAGUAGAGAGAGCUUAACCACAGCAGGCAUGCAUACUGGAUUUUUCAUUGGAUUGGCCUUUGUGAACUUGGAGCUAUUUACACGUAUGCAUCGUGCAUGCAUGCGUUUUGAAAGAUUGGGUAUACAUGGGAUAGAUCUAUUGGAGGUCAUGAGAUAUACUAUAUUCAGGGAGGAAGCUGAUGAAUUAUUCGAUGCAAGAUCAAUUUGGCAAUAAGUUUAAAGGUCAGUGAGAUCCUAUGUUUUUUUUUUCGUUUUUCUGGCACCACCGAGUGUUUUUCUUCUUCUUUUUCUUACAUUUUCCUUUGUAAUGUUCUAUUCUAUUCUGGCUGUAUCUUGGUGUAGAAUGAUGUUUCUUGAAUGAAACUUUUGCUUCCCUUUUC